UAUUUUAACAUCUGCGUCAGGCGUGGUCGUCAUCGUCGUCGUCGUUGAAGCUCUCCAGCACACUUUAACCGAGUGUGGCGUCGAGUUGAAACAAGACCGGUCUAGUCCUUUUACAAUAUUUCAGUGUAUCAUUCUGCUUACAAUUUUUUUAUAUUAUUUUUUUUUCAUUUUACCUCGAAACCCAGUGUGGAAGGUUUAAUUUUCUCUCUACCUCUUGCCCCUCUCAUCGACAAGUUUUAUUAUUUUUCCUGGAAUUUUGUGUUACAAUAAACGUUUACAAAUAUUUUAUUAAUAAUAACGUGAGAUUUUUUUUGUUUAUUUUAUUCAACAACAAUGUAAAAAGUGCAACGAAAUUAUUGUGUGCUUGUUUGGCCGGUUCAAAUGUGAUCGAAAAUAAGUGUAAAAAAAAAAAAAAUUUCCUUUUUUAAUAAUAAAGCUAAUAAAAUUAAUAUUUAUUUUUUGACAAAGCUAUUAAUUAUAUUUAACAAUUUAUUUGUUAAAUUUUUUUUUCAUGAUUAUUCAGUUUUUUAAUUUGUCAAUGUUAAUUAUUUCAAGAAUAAAAUUUAUUUAAAAAUUAAAUAGACAAUUAAGUAAAUAAAAAAACAAAAAUACAAAAAUAUUAAAAAUGUCAACGGAAAAUCAUAAUGGUAGUGCACCCCAUGCAAAUGGAAAUUUAAAAACAUCAACAAUUGGAAGUAAUAGUAGUAUAACAUCAAUAAAUUCAACAACAUCAUCAAGAACAUUACCAAAUAAUUCAUCAUUUUUAUAUAGCAGUAAUUCAACACUUAAUCGUGAUAAACCACGUCAAGUACCACCACCAACAUUACCAAAAUAUACAUCAAGUUUUAAUGCUGGUAAUACAACAAAUGGUAGUAAUGGUAUUACAAAUGAUAAAAUUAAUCGUGAUCGUGAAAUUGGUGGUUCAUAUAGAUUAGCUAGUCUUGAUAGACUUGCAUUGAGACAAAGAAUUCUUGAUGGUGAAAAAGCAUCAUCAAAUGGUGAUGCAACAAAUUCGAUGCAAACAAAGCGUGAGCUUUUUUUUAAAACAGAAAAUGGUGGAUUAACAACAACAUCACCAUCAGUACCACCACCACAACCACCAACAACUGGUGUUACAAUACAAAAUUCAAGUGCACCAACAACAGCACCACCAGCAGCACCAGCUAAACCACGUUUACCUCCAACAUCUGUUACAUUAAAUUCAACCGAUUCAUCUGAAGAUAGUAAUAAAAGAGAAACAGCUAAAAAUGAAAAUAAUAAAGAUUUAAAUAUGCAAAUUUAUCCACGUCCAACACCACCAACAAAACCAAAAGAACUUGAUGGAUAUGUUGGUUUUGCAAAUUUGCCAAAUCAAGUUUACAGAAAAGCUGUUAAAAAAGGAUUUGAUUUUACACUUAUGGUCGUAGGAGAAUCUGGCUUGGGUAAAUCAACAUUGAUAAAUUCAAUGUUUCUUGCUGAUAUAUACAGUGCUGAAUAUCCUGGUCCAAGUUUACGUGUUAAGAAAACAGUUGCUGUUGAAACGACAAAAGUAUUAUUGAAAGAAAAUGGUGUUAAUUUAACAUUAACAAUUGUUGAUACACCUGGUUUUGGUGAUGCUGUUGACAACAGUAAUUGUUGGGUACCAAUUAUUGAAUACAUAGAAUCAAAAUAUGAAGAAUUUUUAAAUGCAGAAUCACGUGUUAUUAGACGACAAAUACCAGACAGUCGUGUACAUUGUUGUCUUUACUUUGUCUCACCAACUGGACAUGGUCUUAAACCACUUGAUGUUGAAUUUAUGCAACGACUUCAUGACAAAGUUAAUAUUAUACCAGUCAUUGCUAAAGCUGAUACAAUGACACCCGACGAGUGUGCACACUUUAAAAAACAAAUUUUAAAUGAAAUUGCACAGCAUAAAAUCAAGAUAUACGAAUUCCCAGAAGCUGAAGAAGAAGAAGAAAGUAAAAUACACAAAGUAUUGAGAGACAGAGUACCAUUUGCUGUUGUUGGAGCAAAUACUGUCGUUGAAUUGGAUGGUAAAAAAGUUAGAGGAAGAAAAUAUCCAUGGGGUGUUGCUGAAGUUGAAAAUUUAGAACACUGUGAUUUUAUUGCACUUAGAAAUAUGGUAAUAAGAACACAUCUUCAAGACUUAAAAGAAGUUACAAAUAAUGUUCAUUAUGAAAAUUUCCGAUGUCGUACACUCGCUGGUCUUGGUGUUGAUGGUAAACCAACAAGAGUUUCAAACAAGAAUCCACUUGCUCAACUUGAGGAAGAAAAACGUGAACAUGAUAAUAAAAUGAAAAAAAUGGAAACUGAAAUGGAGCAAGUAUUUGAAAUGAAAGUUCGUGAAAAGAAACAAAAACUCAAAGAUUCUGAAGCAGAUUUGCAAAGAAGACAUGAACAAAUGCGUCGUUCACUUGAACAACAAUUACGUGAACUUGAAGAAAAAAGACGAGCAUUUGAGUCAGAAAAAAGUGUUUGGGAAACACAAACUGGUCAUAGUAUUGAUGAAUUACGUAGGCGUAGUUUGGAAGCAAUUUCAAAAGAAACCGUCGAUGGCAAGGACAAGAAGAGCAAGAAGAAGGGACUAUUUUAAAAAUAUCAUCCAGCCAAAAAACAAACAAAAAAAAAGGUUUUUUAUGAUUUAAAUAAAUGUCGAGCUAAUGUAGUGUGUAUUUUCAAUAUCGGCUCAAAAAUUUUAACAAUAAAUUGAUAUUUUUUUGGCUGUUUAUUGAGAUGCAAACAUCAAUAAUUACACUUGCAUUAUUAUCGAACAAAUAACAAACAAAUUAAGAUAAAUAACAAUUAUUAUCAUCUGAGUAUAAAAUAGAAUGUUGAUUAAUUCCUGAUGACUUUUUUUUGUACAUGGCGAAUUAUAUUUAAGAUAAUAAUCAUCGAUAGUAAUUACUUGGAUAAUAAAUUCAUCACAAAAAAAACAAAAAAUGAUUUAUCAAUUUUCCUCAAUUUAAUUUUAAAAUAAACCGUCGAAACUUUUUUUUUGAAUCAUUGAGAUUGCUUCCAGUGUCAUUUAAAUGACUAUUUUUUUAUUUAUAUUAAUUGUAUAAAUUUAGACAGAUAUUUAAUAACAGUAAGAUAAUUUUUAUAUUUUUUCAUUUUGUGUUUUUUUUUUUCGUUUCAUUAAGUUGACUUACUAAUUAACAGUCAAAAUUGAAUAAAAAUAUAAAAAUAAACUGCCAUUAUCAUAUUUUGAAAUUUGUUAUAUUAGAAAAUGAAUUUAAAAAAAAAUAAAAUCAUAUCGCACAAUUUAAAAAAUUUAUAUUUAGAAAAGGAAAUUUAAAAAAAAUCGUGCCAAAUUUGUAUCAGCACAUUUUUAUUAUUAAUAAUAAAAAUAUAAAAAAUAAAUAUGUGUAAAUCAUCGUGCCAUUUAUUUCAUGAAUGUAAUAUUUUUUUUUUUAAUUUAUUUUUUAAUAAUUGUAUUGGAAUUAAAUAAUCGAUCAUUCAACUUGUGUAAUAAUCAUUUACAAAUCAAUCAACAUUAUUACAAAAUAAAAAAUAAUCAUUUAUCAUUUAUUUUUCAUGACUGGACUUUGAUAUAUAUUUAUUUAUUAAAUAAAUUAAACAAUUAACAAAUUGUAUCAUUUAAAUUAAGUGGAAAAAAUUAAUACAAAGAAAUGCAAAAGAAAAAUAUAAAUUUAAAUAUCAAAACAGAUUUUAAUUUUUUGUCACAUUCCUUUUUAUAUUUUCUUUAUGAUGAAGGUCAUUUGUAAUAAACAAAAAAAUUUAUUUAUAAAAAAACACUGAUAAAUAAAAGUAAAUACCAAUUGAAAAUAUGUCGACAUAAAUAUAUACGCUCAUGUCAUUAAUGAUAAUUGUAGAUGAAAGUGGCACAAGCAUAACUAUUUAAUUUUUUUUCAUUUUAAAAAAUAUAUUCAUUCAAAAUUAUUUUUACUACGAUGGUAUUAGAAAUGAUAAAUUUACUGUUUUUU
Molecule: messenger RNA, 3923 nt
Organism: Aphidius gifuensis
Lineage: Eukaryota; Metazoa; Arthropoda; Insecta; Hymenoptera; Braconidae
Gene: pnut
Product: septin-7
Exons: 10
Coding region: 626-2572 (648 amino acids)
Biological process (GO): cytoskeleton-dependent cytokinesis; cilium assembly
Cellular component (GO): microtubule cytoskeleton; septin ring; septin complex
Molecular function (GO): GTP binding; GTPase activity; molecular adaptor activity
Source: RefSeq, a predicted model, not a curated record